Penicillium concentricum is the source of this 297-nucleotide messenger RNA. RefSeq lists its product as uncharacterized. The transcript is spliced from 3 exons. The record is from RefSeq and is a predicted model, not a curated record. Lineage: Eukaryota; Fungi; Ascomycota; Eurotiomycetes; Eurotiales; Aspergillaceae. The annotation marks the transcript as partial.
UGCCAUCUGAUAUCCCAACAUGGGGCGAUAGCUCAGUUGGGAGAGCGUGCGACUGAAGUUCGCAAGGUCGCUGGUUCGAUCCCGGCUCGCCCCAUUUAUAUAUCCCAACAUGGGGCGAUAGCUCAGUUGGGAGAGCGUGCGACUGAAGUUCGCAAGGUCGCUGGUUCGAUCCCGGCUCGCCCCAUUUUUGUUUUGUCAUUUUGCUUCCUUCAUACUUACUCUCUAUGCAGAUUACACAAGUUGCCAUCAGAUAUCCCAACCUGGGACGAUAGCUCAGUUGGGAGAGCGUGCGACUGA